AUGAAGAACACAAACUUUGUUUGCCUUGCGCUUCCCGCUCUGUCGAUGGGCCACUAUCUGUUCCCUCAGCUCAUGCUUAACGGAAAAGAGAUCAGUAACAGGGAUUUCGUUCGUCAGCAUGACAAUGGAUUCCAGCCUUCGUGGGACGACGGCAAGUUCCUGCAGAGCAACGACAUUCGCUGCAACAAAGGCUCCGAAAACUACGCCAAGAGCACCAAGGCAGCCAACGUCAUAGCCGGUCAGGACAUUGUUGGCUUCACUACCAAUAUCCAUCAGAAGCUUCAGCACCCAGGACCCCUUACGAUCCACAUGUCUAAGGCUCCGGGUGACGUCAGCGACUAUGACGGUUCUGGUGAUUGGUUUAAGGUGUACCAGCUCGGCUACAAGGAUGGCUGGGAUGGCACCGAUAAGGGCUGGAACUCAUUUGGCAAAAACAAGUUCACGUUCGAGCUUCCCGCCGAAAUUACUCAGGGCCAGUACCUGAUGCGUAUUGAGCACAUUGCCACCCACCCUCCUAACAAGGCCAAACAGUUCUUUUUGCAGUGCGCCCACCUCAACGUUACGAGUGACUACACCGGGCCUGCUCCGGACUCGGUUAUGAAGCUUCCUGGUGGUUACACCAUGGACAGCCCGUGGAUCCAGUAUGACAGCUGGAAAAAGCCUGCUAUUACUUCGGUGACGAUGCCGGGACCUGAGAAGAUGUGGCCCAAUGAAAAUAACUUCAACAAGAUGCUGGACGACGGUAUCAUCAAUUGA
This is a messenger RNA of Colletotrichum graminicola M1.001, 756 nucleotides long. Its product is annotated as fungal cellulose binding domain-containing protein. The record is from RefSeq and is a predicted model, not a curated record. NCBI's taxonomy places the organism in Eukaryota, Fungi, Ascomycota, Sordariomycetes, Glomerellales, Glomerellaceae. The transcript is spliced from 4 exons. Bases 1 to 756 code for a protein of 251 amino acids.